Messenger RNA from Nematocida homosporus, 336 nucleotides. RefSeq names its product H/ACA ribonucleoprotein complex subunit 2. The transcript has a single exon. The record is from RefSeq and is a predicted model, not a curated record. The coding region runs from base 1 to 336 and encodes 111 amino acids. NCBI's taxonomy places the organism in Eukaryota, Fungi, Microsporidia.
AUGUCCGACCACUUUAAGAAGCUCUAUGUUUCAACCGAUGUUCUUGCUAUGGUCCGUCCUAAAAUAAAUGAGUCCGGAUGCAAGAGAGGUAUUAAAGCCGUUCAAAAGAUUCUUCGUACUAAUCCAACUGGUUUAGUUCUUCUAGCAAAUGAUGUCUCACCAGCUGAUCUCGUUGCUCACUUCCCAGGCCUUUGCCAAGAGAAGCGAAUUCCUCUCUUCUAUCUUCACAGCCGAUUUGAUCUCACCACUGAUCAAGAUAAGCCCGUCACUAUUAUGUUCCUCCCCGACUCUCUCCUCAACCCCACCGAGCGUUCUCUCCUCCCCAGCAAUAAAUAG